AUGACGGUGUUUCACUUCUUUAACUGCGCGAUUCUCACCUUCGGCCCCCACGCCGUCUACUACUCCGCCACUCCCUUAUCUGAGUAUGAUACACUUGGCACUUCUGUUAAAGCUGCGGUUGUUUAUCUCGCAACAGCGUUAGUAAAGCUUAUUUGUCUAGCUACUUUUCUCAAGGUAUCUGAGAGUGAUAGCUUUGAUCCAUAUCAGGAAAUUUUGAAGGCCUUAAUAGGUUUUAUUGAUGUUGCUGGGCUUUAUUUUGCCUUAACCCAGUUGACUCACAGAAAUAUCUCUCAAAAUCAUAAAUUUCAAGCAGUUGGACUAGGCUGGGCGUUUGCUGAUUCUGUGCUGCACAGGUUGGCUCCUCUUUGGGUGGGUGCUAGAGGAUUAGAAUUUACCUGGGAGUACAUUUUACAGGGUCUAGAGGCUAAUGCAAAUUUGGUUUUGAGCAUAUCCCUCGCCGCACUUGGAUCUUUGAUGUGGCUCCGAAAGAAUAAACCCAAGACCCUCAUUCCUAUUAUAUACUUGUGUGCUGUGAUUGUAGCUACCAUGCCAUCUAUCACAAGCUAUUUGAGACGUGGAUUGGGGUGGCAUCUUCCCAAAGUUGUAGGUUUUGAGCUCUUCACAUCACUGGUGAUGGCCUUUAUAAGUUGGCAACUAUUUUCUGCAUGUCAGAGACCUUCAGUAUGA
Molecule: messenger RNA, 687 nt
Organism: Lathyrus sativus (Indian pea)
Lineage: Eukaryota; Viridiplantae; Streptophyta; Magnoliopsida; Fabales; Fabaceae
Source: the annotation of a GenBank genome assembly